Anoplopoma fimbria (sablefish) is the source of this 3594-nucleotide messenger RNA. RefSeq names its product MIS18 binding protein 1 (gene mis18bp1). Lineage: Eukaryota; Metazoa; Chordata; Actinopteri; Perciformes; Anoplopomatidae. The record is from RefSeq and is a predicted model, not a curated record.
CUACGUCACAGGGUUCUAUCCAAACGCGGCGAGGAUGCGGAAUUUGAAAUUUGCGGGCUAGCUGCUAGCUGCUAGCAUAGCGUUUUUCUUUUCUCCUAUGAACCAUGGCGUCGUAUCAUCAUUUAUUACAACACACAACACCGCGGUAUGAAUCUCCUGCCAAGGUGUUCGCCAAGCUGAAGUCUAAAGUGCAGAGAGAAGGGGAGACUUUAACAGGCAGUGGUCCGCUGUGUGGCGUGAGACACACGCAUGGAGCUGUGUUUGAGUCACCGAGGGGGAGAGCAGAGAGCACCUGGAUGACCGAUGAGCUCAGGGAGACUCGGAGGUCUGGUUCGUAUCGCAAUGAAGCGCAGGCCUUGACUCUGUCGCCUAUAUCUAGUCCUCAGAAAACCCACGGGUAUACAAACAUCAGCAAACAUGUGGAGGAAAUGGCUUCUGGAUGCACACCAAGAAAGAGAGCUUUCCUAGAGUCAACAGCGGUGUCAAGACACUCUUUGGUCAGCAGACAGCAGAUCCCCACGGAGUCACCUCAGAUCAGGGACUCUGGUGGCUUCAAGGUGAUCAGCCGGACUCCAGUGAAGGUCCAGCCCGUGGAAAGUGACUAUGAAGGCGGUGUGUUUGUGGAGGGGUGUGCUCCUCUUGACAAACUGCAGUCUCCAGCCUUUAUGUUCUCCCCCAUGAGGAAGAGGUUAAAGAGAACAUGGGAGCCGCAGGGGUUUAACAAAGUCACCAGCAGUACAAAGAUGGUCAGCAAUGAAUCCAUAAGUCAGCCACAAGAAAGGAAAACCUCCAGUGCUUUCUGUGAGGAUAACAGCAGGUGCACUGAGGGUUUGGGUACUGUUAGAGGAUUAUCUGCCGACCCAUCAGAGGAGAACCGAUUCACCCAUGAACCUGUGUUCCCAUCACCAAGAGCCACCGCCAUGAAACGUUGUUAUGUUCCUAUGGAAAGAUUUCCUCCAAUGUCUCCAGCUAAGAUGUUUGCUUUAAUGAAGAACAGGGGAAAUAAAACCAAGCAGCAGGAAGUUAAUAAAGUCAGCAGCAGCACAAGGGAUCUCUUUGAUACAAGUAAAUUCCCUGAGUCUGGAGACACAUCACCUCGCUCCACAGUUCACAACAUGGGUGAGAUGGAGGACAUUGCUUUUAGCGGUGUUCCAGAGAGUGUGGCUCGUAUCAAUGGGUCCAGAGUAGAGUCAGCUGACAGCCAAUCAGAUUCAGAUCCAUCUGAGGAUGUCCUGAGCCCUGCUGUGUCUCCACAACCUGUUUUGCUCGAAGACCCACUUGUACUCAAUACGCCACGGAUUUCCAUACCAAAAAAGCAAGAGGCUGUGUUCAAGCGAAAGCAGUGGCCCCAGAAAACAAAAUUCCCAAGUGAGAGUGUGAUUUAUCUCAAAAAGUGGUUCCUAAGGAAGAAUCACAAGGGCCUGUUUGUUGAUGGAAUCCACCGGGAAGAAAACAUACCUUGGAACAGUAACAUCAUUGUGGACAGGGUUUCUAAUAAUGUGGUGAAGACUGUCUCCGGCAGGGUUUACAUCUUGGUUGAUAAGAUGAAAAUGAGUGUUGACUCUGGGUUACCCAAGUGGCUUUUGAAGAAGUUUGCUAAUGGGUUUCCUCCAGACUGGGAGGCCCUUUAUGAGAAAUCUCUGUCAGAGUCAAGAGAAGACCCCAGCAGAGAAACGGAGAGGAACAGUGAGGGGAGAAGUGUCAUGUCGAAAAAAUCUGAGGCAUCCUCCAUCAUCGGCACGGUGAAGCGUCACAGGCAAAAAUCUUUGAAAACCCCUGAUUCCCGUCUUCUUGCCUCCCCGUCUCGUCCAAACGUGUCCCGAAGUGGUCGUUUGAUCAAGCCACCUUUGGAGUACUGGAAAGGAGGGAGAGUCAUUGUGGAUGCACACAUGAAUGUUACCAUCCAUGAAUGUUAUGAUACAUCCAUCUGCAUCCCUGUCUCUUCAACGGGGUCUACAAGGGCGUCACAGAAACCUGCGCGUGUGUUCCUGCCAUGCAGUGAAGACCGUCGGCAAUGUGAAUCCGCCAGCAACGUAGAGGCAUCAGUACCACUGAGGAGGGUCAAGGCUCCAUUCCGCAAACGCAAUAGCGCCAAAAUUCAGACUGAAAAGAAGCCCUCUUAUUCAACUGAACCUCCUUUGAAGACACUUAGCAGCCCUGAGGAGUGGUCUGGCAGACAAACAAGGUCCAGCCAAAGGCUUACAGCUAGAGAGAAAACAUUGUGUGUGGACACUUUCCCUCAAACGGAAAGGGAACCCGAAAAGUCCUCAACACAGAGGUCGAAAAAACAGUCACAUAACACCACAAGGCAUUCAGUGAGAGUCUUGGCUAGCAAGCGGGCUGUCCAAGCACCCCCAGAAUCUGUUAAUGAUUAUAGAACAUCAGCAUCUUCAGACGAUGGGGUCAGUGGGAGAAAGAAGUCGGGGAAAGAAGUGCCCAGAAAGGGAGGCGGAAAAGUUGUUAACAAGUCAAGGCCAAGCUACAUGUUUCCAUCAAGUGAUUCCUCAAAGUCCUCUGAUGAUGAGAUUGAGAAGGAACUGGGGAAGAGAACCAGAGUAACAACAAAAAAACAUAAACAGAGCAAAUGCACCAAGUCAUCAUCACCAACAAAGCCUUUGACUAGGUUGACACAGUCCAGCAAGAAAAAAAACACAGCAAACAAAGGCAACGCACCAAUUCCACAAGAGCAAGAUGCCGACGAGUGGACAGAGGCGGAGCUUGUGAAGCUACAAGAGGCUGUGUCCUACUAUCCUAAGCACAUGGCAGGUUACUGGGCAAAGGUGGCGAGGAUGGUUGGGACACGUUCUGCAGAAGAGUGCCACUUCCAGCACACAUCCCAGAGAACCUCCCAGACUCCUGCUAAGAGAGCCAAGAAACCCAACAAACCCAAAAAGGAGAAGAUUGAAGCACCAAAAGUUCCAGAUCAUCCGGUGAUAUCUGCCCGAGUGGGAACCUUAAAGAGAAAGCAGCAGGUGCGUCAGUUCCUGGAUGCCAUGCCCCGUGAAGAUGUCGAGGACGUAUUCAGCUCUGCGUACAUGCAGAAUAGACGCUUUGAGAUGCCAUCCAUGUGUCCGAGUGACCACGACUUCACAUUGUCAGAAAUGGAGCCACGGACACCUAUGACGUCAGGUUUCCCCGAAGUGAAGACUCCUCAGUGUCUGCAUAUCACUCCUGGCAUGAUGGGUUCUCCAAACAGGAACAAUGAUGACAAGUACGUCUAUCAACUCCAGAAGAGGAUGAGAAAAAAUCAGUUUAACGUCUGCAAACAGGCCCCUUCUUCAAAGAGCUUCACACCCACGCCGUCCGUUAAACGAACAAUGAGACGAUGUGGUAACACAGAAAAUGACACCUUUCUCGUUUGGGAGAUGUUCCCAGGAAACGCUGGUGUGCUGUCUGAGAGCGAAGAAGAAGAAGAUUUUUACUUCUCAGACAACGACUGAUUAGAGUUGAAACGUUCUAUCAUUUAAGAAAAAAAAUGUAAAAUUGUUUGCAAUAACUAAAAUCAAUACAGUGCGUAUCUGUAAAUAUAGUUUUUCUUUAAAGCCAUAGUCCCAAGACUCAGUUGCUACUAUUCUUUUAAUAAACAUUCUUAAA